This is a messenger RNA of Pomacea canaliculata, 1575 nucleotides long. RefSeq names its product adhesive plaque matrix protein-like. The record is from RefSeq and is a predicted model, not a curated record. NCBI's taxonomy places the organism in Eukaryota, Metazoa, Mollusca, Gastropoda, Architaenioglossa, Ampullariidae. The coding region runs from base 170 to 973 and encodes 267 amino acids. The transcript has 5 exons.
GACAUGAAGAAAGAUUAGAUAUAGAGAUUGGCAUAGGGGUGCACCCGUGGACUUAUAAAAGGCCUUCUACGGGUACUCAUGCUCAAAGGGUAGUGCGCCUUGACACCUGUUGAAGCGGUAAAGAUGUACACAUUCCCUGUGUGUUUGGUGCUGGCUGGCCUCCUGGUCAAUGUGGCCCUUACAAGCGAUCCUUACAAGAAGCCUAACGAUGAUUCACAACCAGACUACUGUAGCUUACCCCUACCCUCAGACAGAUGGUUACUACCAGCCCAAGAAAUAUAAUGAUAAUUACCAGCCCAAGAAAUAUGAUGAUAAUUACCAGCCCAAGAAAUAUGAUGAUCGCUACCAGCCUAAGAAAUAUGAUGACACUUACCAGCCCAAGAAAUAUGAUGAUAAUUACCAGCCCACGAAAUAUGAUGACAAUUACCAGCCCACGAAAUAUGAUGGUAAUUACCAGCCCACGAAAUAUGAUGACAAUUACCAGCCCAAGAAAUAUGAUGGUAAUUACCAGCCCAAGAAAUAUGAUGACAAUUACCAGCCUAAGAAAUAUGAUGACAAUUACCAGCCUAAGAAAUAUGAUGACAAUUACCAGCCUAAGAAAUAUUAUGAAAAUUACCAGCCUAAGAAAUAUGAUGACUACGACCAAAACAAAGAUGGUUACUACAAGCCUGAGAAAUGCAAAGGAAAUCUGCCAGCCAGCUUCGUUGAACAAAACUUCAAAACAUGCCAGGAAACCUAUGAAGAAGAAUAUGGAGAGUAUGACGUCGAGCCCGAGCCCUCCACGUAUGCCGUCGACCCCGACUGCCCCUACUCCUUCCUGCAGAAAGUACCCUGGGUGGAUUACUAUGGCAAUGUGGUGUAUGUGUACAUGUACAUGCCAACCGCUCCCGGCACCGUCUUCGACAUUGAGAAGUGCAGCCUGGUUGCUGCCUAUGUGAAACCACAAUACUACCCUAAAAAGCCAGUUUACUAGUCGUAUUCACCAUUCACACUGCUCAUCGGCCACCAGAGACUCCUUCACACCUUCCUGUCACCACCAUUCCUCAGAAAUCUUUUAAACAUCCUCCGGCCGAACCUCCAGUCCUCCCUCUAAAUUAUCUUUUGAGACACCCUCCAAGGUGUUUCCGGACGAAAAGAAAAUGAAUUUUAAUCAAACAACCGAACCGCACCUUAAAGAAGACACGCAAGAGACAGGAGACCAACCAAGAUGACCUCCUACAGACCUUUCACCUGAACCUGCAACUAAAGACGACAAGAAAGUAGUUGGAGUCGAGGUGAUCGAAUGAACAAAUUCUUUAUUGAGCAAAUCCUUUGGUUUGUUUCUAGAGGGAAAUUAAAGGAAAUAAAAAUCAUCAAUAUUUACAAUAGAGUUUCCGACAAUCUAUUCACUUCAUUUCUGUUUUCAAACACGUGAUACAGAUAUCUAGAAAUGUGUUUGGUGGUUGUUAAUAAAAACUUGUGUGAUUCCAUCUGUGCCCUGUUGAUAUGGUAGUAAAACAUCAACUGAGUGGAGGGAGAGGUGGGUGUCAUGGCAAACGCUGCCUUUGAGCUCCUGAGCUAUUACUCAUUAAACAA